ACAUGGAGCACGAGCGUUCGCCUGAUGGAGAGCUGGGUCCUGACAGGAAGCGCCGUCGCAAGGUCCUUUCUUGUACGGAUUGCCGCAGAAGGAAAGUUCAAUGCGACAGAGCUCUCCCCGUGUGUGGGAGGUGCGAGAAGGCUGGCAAGCCGUGCUCGUAUGAAGACGAUAGCCCCUCUCAGCAUGCUUCUAUCGGGCAGAGUUCAUCUUUCAUUCCGCGACAACAAUCCGUGACUGUCAGCAGGGAUGUUUGGGAUGAUCUUUUUAACAGACUCCUACACCAGGAGCGGGUAAUCGAGCGCUUGCAGACUGCUUAUGCAAGUCCUGCCACUCCUGCCACAGUAUCAAUCGCCACACCUUAUGGUCAUGGAGCUGUCGAGACCCCUGGUGGCACUAGCGACUCCGCUGCAAAAGAAAGGAUAUUGUUUCGAGGGAAAGGAUUCAAGACGACAUUCUAUGGUCCAUCGGAUCCCAGGAGUGCGAUGACACUUAAUGCUCAUAACUUCUUUCGGGAAGAGAUCUCCCGCAACCCGGAACUUGUGCGUUGUAGGAGAGAUGUAGCGAAGCUACGUGAAGUUAAAAAGACGCUGGAUAAGCAAGAAGUGCUCUCACCGCAUAAACCUCUGAUCGCCUAUCUUCCCGAACGAAUCAAAGUUGAUCUGCUGGUCAGGAUUUAUCUGGACAACGUUGAUUGCACUUAUGCAAUACUCCACUUUCCUAGUUUUCAUCGAGAGUAUGAGGCAAUGUGGCGGGACCCGCUCAAUGCGAAAUCUGGUUUCGUGGCUACCGUGUUAUUGAUGAUGGCAUGUUGCCAAUGUCUUAUUCAGGGUCAACCACAAACCUACAUGGCCGACAGUCCAGUUUCCCGUGAAACAGCCAUAACUUUGAUCCGCGUAUGCGAGUCUUGGAUCGCUCGAUCAAGCCCAAAGCACACAGACUUGGCGUGGUUUCAAGUCCAGUGCCUUCUUUUGAUCGCCAAACAGACCCAUCAGGUGAAAGUCAAGCGACGAUGGGUCGAAUCUGGAAACCUGCUUCGGAUCGCCAUAUCUGCUGGUAUGCAUAGAGACCCAGAACUGCUGCAGAAGAAAACAUUGUCCUCGGUCUUUGAGCAUGAAAUGAGAAGAAGAAUAUGGGCUUUCAUUGUUGAAUGGGAUUUGCAAACAUCUGUCGACAGGGGUAUGCCAGCAACUUCCUCGGACGUCGCAAGUGACAUUGGUCCUCCCUCAAAUUUGCACGACACAGAUUUCGAUGAAUCGACCGUCGUUAUGCGGACAUCCAGAUCUCUCACUGAGAUGACAAAGAUGACAUUCAUGUGUCUAUCCUCUCGAAGUCGAGGCCUCAGAAGGAAGAUCAUAACUAUGUUCAACCAGCCUUUACAUCAGGUGUCGUUCGAAGAGGUGUUGGCCUCUACACAAGAACUCGAGUUGAGUCUAGCCUCCUUACCUCACUGGGCCGGGGACAGGCUCAGAGACUUGACAGCAUAUGAUCAAAGCAUUGCGCUGCUUCAUAUUCAGCUGGAGCAGUUUCUUGUCAUUCUACAUGCUCUGCAUGCUCGUCAGGCUGUGACUAAGACGCACAUCAAUUUCUCCAAGCAGGCAUUCAAAUCUGCCGCUGUCUCCAUUGUAGACAAACUUUCCGAGCUGUCGACCAAAGGUUUUAGAUUCCUAUUGAUGGUGCGAUCGGAUAUUCAAAGAGUCUUCACCAGCACACUGGCGCUAGGAAACACUGAUGACAAGGACCUAUGUACGCAAGAUCUGCGUAGCUUAGUCCAGCCCUUCCUUGAACUUGCAGAAAAGGUCCUUGACCUGUUCGAGGAGAAGAUCUUGAGCACCGGUGGUAUCCAGUGGACUCACGCCUUUGUGAUUUUCGACAUGCUUGUAUGCAAGAUCAGUCCACUCGGCCAAAACAUACCGUCUCGACCCGGCAGUGGCAGGCUCUACAGUAUCUGCAAAAAGAUCAUGGACCAUCAAGAUCCAGAGUUCUCAGUUAGGAUCGCGGCCUUGAAAGACUCUGUACCGACUCCGACAAAGAUCAAGCAACGGAUCGACGGCAAGACAGCUGCGUCCAUGGAAAGCGACGGGACUCGGCAGGCAGUUACCACCGAUAACGACUUCGUCUCAGACUUCAGCUAUUCCGAUAUGCUGGACUGGAACUUUGAUGAUUGGAUAUUAUACACCGACACAUUCUGGUCGCCACAAAACAUGACCCUUCCAUCAUUAUCAGAGCAGAUUCCGAAU
This is a messenger RNA of Aureobasidium uvarum, 2237 nucleotides long. The record is from the annotation of a GenBank genome assembly. NCBI's taxonomy places the organism in Eukaryota, Fungi, Ascomycota, Dothideomycetes, Dothideales, Saccotheciaceae.